Messenger RNA from Chanos chanos (milkfish), 927 nucleotides. RefSeq names its product mitotic spindle organizing protein 1 (gene mzt1). Bases 219 to 440 code for a protein of 73 amino acids. The record is from RefSeq and is a predicted model, not a curated record. Lineage: Eukaryota; Metazoa; Chordata; Actinopteri; Gonorynchiformes; Chanidae. Gene Ontology annotation, cellular component: interphase microtubule organizing center; gamma-tubulin ring complex; spindle. The transcript is spliced from 3 exons. Gene Ontology annotation, biological process: gamma-tubulin complex localization; microtubule nucleation by interphase microtubule organizing center; mitotic spindle assembly.
UUUGCCAUAGAGACAGUGGUUGAUUAAUGCCCCGAUUAUAAUAAAACGUGUUUAAAAGUGUUAACAGUGGUAUUAAUUAAAUCUACGAAGAGAGUUGAAGAGCAGUAGUUAAAACUGAGUUGCAGGUCUGAGGGUAGGAAUCGGGCUUGGAACGUAUCUUACGUCAGGGUGGUACUAAUUUAGCCAAUGUUUAGCUAAGCUUCUGCUAGGAGAGGAUCAUGGCUAGUGCCGCCAACACAAAUAUGAAUGCAGUGCGGGAAACAAUGGAUGUCCUGCUGGAGAUUUCAAGACUUCUCAACACGGGGUUGGACAUGGAAUCUUUAUCCAUAUGUGUCCGUCUGUGUGAGCAGGGGAUCAACCCUGAGGCACUGUCAUCAGUUAUAAAGGAACUCCGUAGAGCCACUGACUCAUUAAAGGCCUCAGAAAACAGCACAAGUUAAGGCUAUCGAAGUUACAUAACCUCUCUGUCAAGCCCAUGAUCUCAUGGAAGUGAUGAUGACCCCAUUUCUCUCAGAGGCUGUUAAAUUGAACUGAAAUUUGAAUUCUGUACUUGCUCCUGUUUCAUAUGCAUCUGUGGUCUAAGAAUGCUGUGUUUGCAUUUACAUUUCGCACGACAGCCCCAUGUUCCCUGUUGAUUAUAUAUUUUUAUCAAUGUCAAAGUAUUAAAAAAAAAUACAUUUUGUCAGUUAAGUAUGAUGUUAAGUACAGUGAAGGUUUUGUCACAGGAGCCUAAUUUCAGACUAAGUCAAUGAUACAUUUUCACUUGGCUGAGCUGUGUAUUACAUCAUAAGCUUUCCGUUCCCUGUGCUAUGAAAUGGCAUGAAAAAAAACGUGUCAGUGUCUCUCAAUGCCUCAAAGAAUGAAACAUCACCUUUUCAUGUAAAAUGUGUCUUACCAUGGUUAAAAAUAAAUAUGUUAAUUAUUUCA